CGAGAGGGCCCGCAUUUCUAGAAGUCCCGCAACUCUUGUCACCCUCUUCCUCUCUCUUUGCAAAACGCUUCCCUCCCUAUCUUCGCUCCUUCCAGAACGAGACAGAGUGGAGGACGAAGCUCUGCUGCGACUCCAUUGCUGCAAAGUGUUCUUCGACUAUCCUUUUCGUCAUCAUUGAGUCUGCAGAGCGUGGAGGAUUCUCUCUCUAUCCCUCUCCCUCCCUCUCUCUCUCUCUCUCUCUCUCUCUCUCUUUCUGUGUGUGUGUGUGUCUGUGUGCGGGGAGUUGAGGGUGGUGGAGGGAAUUGGCUGGGAUGGCGGGGAACGACUGGGUGAAUAGCUACCUGGAGGCUAUCCUGGACGUGGAGCCAGGGUUCGGCGGGGGCGCCAAGUCGUCGUUGCUGCUCAGGGAGAGAGGCAGGUUCAGUCCCACCCGCUACUUCGUGGAGGAGGUCAUCACCGGGUUCGACGAGACCGAUCUCUACCGAUCAUGGGUUCGGGCAGCUGCAACAAGGAGUCCUCAAGAAAGGAACACGAGGCUAGAGAAUAUGUGUUGGAGAAUAUGGAACUUGGCAAGGAAGAAGAAGCAGAUCGAGAGCGAGGAAUCUCAGCGUACGGCUAGACGCCGUCUUGAGCGUGAAAGAGGGCGUCGAGAAGCGAUUGCUGAUAUGUCAGAAGAUCUGUCAGAAGGAGAGAAAGGUGAUGUAGUAAGUGAUAUUUCAAGCCAUAGUGAUGCAAAGAAAAGCAGGAUUCCUCGCAUCAGUUCUACAGAUAUCAUUGAAACUUUGGCCAGUCAGCUCAGUGAAAAAAAAUUUUACAUUGUUCUGAUAAGCAUUCAUGGUCUUAUACGUGGUGAAAAUAUGGAGCUUGGUCGUGAUUCAGAUACUGGUGGACAGGUCAAGUAUGUUGUUGAACUAGCAAGGGCCUUGGGCAUGAUGCCAGGCGUCUAUCGUGUGGAUCUGCUAACUAGGCAGAUAUUGGCACCUGAUGUACACUGGAGCUAUGGAGAGCCUAUUGAGAUGCUGACCCCUGGAAAGUCUGACAGUAUGAUGCAUGAAGCAGGGGAGAGCAGUGGUGCUUACAUUGUUCGUAUACCUUUUGGCCCGAAAGAUAAAUAUGUAGCCAAGGAACUACUUUGGCCUCAUAUUCAAGAAUUUGUUGAUGGUGCUCUCAGUCACAUAACACAUAUGUCUAAAGUUCUUGGAGAGCAGAUUGGAGGUGGUCAGCCUGUUUGGCCUGUGGCUAUUCAUGGACAUUAUGCUGAUGCAGGGAACUCUGCUGCUCUUUUAUCUGGGGCACUGAAUGUCCCAAUGCUUUUUACGGGCCAUUCCCUUGGCAGAGACAAGUUGGAGCAACUUUUAAAGCAAGGACGACAGUCUAGGGAAGAAAUAUAUGCCACGUACAAAAUAAUGCGCAGGAUAGAGGCUGAGGAGCUAUGUCUGGAUUCUUCUGAAAUAGUCAUCACCAGCACUAGACAGGAAAUAGAAGAGCAGUGGCGUUUAUAUGAUGGUUUUGAUCCGAUGCUUGAACGUAAAUUAAGAGCUAGAAUUAAGCGUGGCAAGAGUUGUCAUGGUCGGUUUAUGCCUCGCAUGGUUGUAAUUCCACCAGGUAUGGAGUUUGGUCAUAUUGCUUCACAUGAUGCUGAUGGUGAUGGAGAAGCAGAAGGGAAUGAAGACAAUCCUUCUCCUGACCCACCUAUUUGGUUUGAGAUAAUGCGUUUCUUUUCAAAUCCCCGAAAGCCAAUGAUUCUUGCACUUGCCCGCCCAGACCCCAAGAAGAACAUUACGACUUUAGUCAAAGCAUUUGGAGAGUGUCGGCCUCUGAGAGAGCUUGCUAAUCUUACCUUGGUGAUGGGGAAUCGUGAAUGUAUCGAUGAGAUGCCUAGCACAAAUGCAUCUGUGCUCAUCUCAAUCCUCAAAUUAAUAGACAAGUAUGACCUGUAUGGUCAGGUUGCUUAUCCAAAGCACCAUAAGCAGUCUGAAGUUCCUGAUAUUUAUCGUCUGGCAGCAAAGACAAAGGGUGUCUUUAUCAAUCCGGCUUUUAUAGAGCCAUUUGGUCUCACUCUGAUAGAGGCUUCAGCUCAUGGACUGCCAAUUGUUGCUACAAAAAAUGGAGGCCCAGUUGAUAUCCACCGGGUUCUAGACAAUGGCCUACUGGUUGAUCCUCAUGAUCAGAAGGCCAUUGCCGAUGCUCUGCUGAAACUUGUUGCCGAUAAGCAGCUUUGGACCAAAUGUCGGCAAAAUGGACUCAAGAACAUUCACCUUUUCUCAUGGCCAGAGCAUUGUAAAACUUACUUGUCCCGUAUAGCUAGUUGCAGACCAAGACAUCCUCAAUGGCAAUUUCAGCAGGAUGAUGCCGGACUAGACUCACCAAGUGAUUCUUUGAGGGAUAUUCAAGAUUUAUCUUUAAACCUUAAGCUGUCAUUGGAUGGUGAAAAGAAUGAGGAAAGUGGCAGUAUGGAGUCUGAAAGUACUGCUGAAAAUGUGAAAAGGAUGGCAAAUGCUGUCUUAGCCGCAUCCAAGAGAAUCAUAAAUUCAAGUCACAAAACUGUGCUGAAUGAGAAGGUUGAUCCAACUGGCAACAGUAAAUUUCCUGCUUUGAGAAGAAGAAAGCACAUAUUUGUUAUUUGUGUGGAUUGUGGUGCCACUGCAGAUCUUUCCGAUGUUAUCCAUAACAUUUUGGAGGCUGCGAAAAAGGAUGGACUCUCAGGCCCUGUUGGGUUUAUACUGUCGACAGCUCUCACAAUAUCUGAGGUGCACUUGCUUCUCAUUUCAGGGGGCAUGAGUGCUACUGAAUUUGAUGCCUUUAUUUGCAAUAAUGGUAGUGACAUCUACUAUCCAUCUUCAACUUUAGAUGAAGCAGUCAUGUCUUCAGAACUACCUUAUGUGGUUGAUUUAGAUUAUGUUAACCAUAUCGAGUAUCGCUGGGGUGGGGAGGGCUUGAGGAAGACUUUGAUUGGUUGGGCUGCUUCUGUUGUCAGCAGAAAAGGAGAAAAUGAGGAACAAAUGGUCAUAGAAAAUGAAGAACGCUCAACCAACCACUGUUUUGCCUUUGAAGUGAAAGAUCCAACCUUGGUACCUUCAGUUAAAGAUCUCCGGAAAAUGAUGAGAAUACAGGGUCUGAGAUGUCAUGUUAUAUAUAGCCAAAAUUGUUCCAAGCUGCAUGUUAUUCCUGUCUUAGCUUCUCGGUCCCAAGCUCUCAGGUACUUGUAUAUCAGAUGGGGCACUGAAUUGUCAAACAUGGUAGUCUUUGUGGGCGAAAGUGGUGACACAGAUUAUGAUGGGUUAAUUGGAGGUGCAAAUAAGACUGUGAUCUUAACUGGGUUAGGGGACAGCAAGCAACGGCAUCCAUAUGCGAACAAAGGUUAUGCAAUAGAGGAUGUGGUGGCAUUUGAUAGCCCUAAUAUUGUCCGCACGGUUGGUGAUUCCAGGAGUGAUGACAUAUUGUCAGCUUUGGUGCAACUUGGUAUCUGCAAGCUCUGAGGAUGGCUUGAGUUGCCCUAUAAAUAAGGACGUUUUCUUCCCCCUGUUUCAAGAAAUGUGCACCUCUUAUUAUGAGGUGCUUGGGACAUCUUGCUUUUAUGUUAGAGGCUAUUUGCUUCCGUGAUGGGUGACUGGUUCAGCUGGAUGAGAGUUGAAUAAGAAAACAUGGGAACGUCAAUAGUAAAUAAAACUUGAACUUUGUUUGUAUUGAUGAGUGUGGUACGGCAGCCUUUGCUGGGUAUGAUGGAAGGCCACAUUUUUGUACAUACAUCACUUGAUUGUGUCUAUCACAAACCGGACUCUUUCCAAUAUCCGGAGUGGCGCAAUGCCCAAUCAUUGAUGUUUAUGUAUUUUUUUAAAUAUUAUCUUGCGGUUCUGAUGCAUUUGACAAGGUACCAGAACUUUUUUGAAGGCAAUUGUUGCAAAAAAAGGAGGUGCUUACUUUCGUCUGGAUUAA
This is a messenger RNA of Nymphaea colorata (pocket water lily), 3936 nucleotides long. RefSeq names its product probable sucrose-phosphate synthase 1. Gene Ontology annotation, biological process: sucrose metabolic process. The record is from RefSeq and is a predicted model, not a curated record. Bases 312 to 3479 code for a protein of 1055 amino acids. Gene Ontology annotation, molecular function: sucrose synthase activity; sucrose-phosphate synthase activity. The transcript is spliced from 14 exons. NCBI's taxonomy places the organism in Eukaryota, Viridiplantae, Streptophyta, Magnoliopsida, Nymphaeales, Nymphaeaceae.